ACGAAGGGGAGAAGAGAGUGAGAAGGCGCGCUAGGUUUUCGAUCGGGGAAGGGAGGAGCGCUCCGGCCAGCGGUUGCCAGGCAUGGAUUGAUUCGAUAAUCUCGCCGCCGGGUUGUGGAUCGCCUCGAAUCGUGAUGCCGCGCUGAAAUUUCGAUCCUCUCUCGGACGCCUGGAGCUGCCUGUGCCGUAGGACAAGGGUCGCCGGAUUCUCGAGAGGAAUGGUCGGCGAGUGAGAUCGGCUGGAUCUAGAGCCUGCUGCUUCCUUAGGGCGCUGCAUUCGCGAUGAAGGCCGAUAUAGUGCUGGAUUUCGCCGUCUUCCAGCUCACACCGACCAGGACCAGGUUUCCAGAGUGUUUAGCUUCGACUGAUACUUUGAUCCUGAUAUUGCAUUGUUAUUCCAGGUGUGAGCUGCUGAUAUCGUCCCAUGGUGUGAGCGAGAAAUUGGCAUCUGGAUUGCUCAAGCCAUUCCUUGCCCAUUUGAGGGCAGCCGAGGAGCAAAUUGCUGUUGGUGGCUACUCGAUCAGGCUCGAGCCCCCGAUUGAUGGCAACCAAGGCAAAGCAAGCUGGUUCACUAAAGGCACCAUGCAAAGAUUUGUGCGCUUCGUUAGCACUCCGGAGGUGCUGGAGCGCGUCAGCGUUGUGGAGACGGAGCUAAUUCAGCUCGAAGAAGAGUUGUGCAACUACACGAAUGAGGGAGACGACCAGCAAUCUGUUGCUGGAUCAGUCGUGACUGUUUCAGGUGGUGGAAAAUCUUUCAACAAGCAAAGCAAGAUCCGCAAGGAUGUAGAAGAGGUCGACGCUGAAAACAAUGAAACUUCCAGGUGCCGUUUGAUCAAAGCUAUGGAAACUCGACACGCGGUCUUGCAAAGAGAACAAGGGAUGGCAUUUGCUCGUGCAGUUGCCGCCGGUUUUGAUAUGGAUCACCUGUCCGACCUUCUUGGUUUCGCAGAGUAUUUUGGCGCUGCGCGACUAAGCGAAGCUUGUCACAAGUUUGCGUCUUUGUGCAAAAAACAGCAAGAAGGUGGUCUAUGGCUGGACGAAAUGGAACUUGUAGCAGCAGAGGGCGCGUAUGCAUAUCCGGAGGCGAACGGCACUGGAAUAACUAUUGCUCCCGAGGGCCUGGCCCCACUGAAGAACAUGAUUGAGGCCUCCAAGGCUCACGACGAGAAAGGAACAGAUGAUACGGCCCGAAAGGACUCCCUUGAAAAUCUCCAGCGGCAACCGUCCGGCUACCUGUCUGAUCAGCACCACAGCUUUCCUCAGAUGAUGGGAAUGCCACCGUAUGGACAUCCUCCUCCUUGGAUGCAUUUCGGCAGCGAGCAGGGUUACGAUCCUCGAUUUAUGCCUCAGAAUCCAUACGUGAACGGUAACUACGGCCAGAUGAAUCCAUACUGGGCGGUUCCUCCCCCCGGUACUUUCAACAACGCAUCCACCAACGGUGAAGCAGAGGAGGAAGAGGAUGAAGUAGCAGAAAAAAGUAACGGCAAAAAGAACAGCAGGAAGUCUUCACCUCGGAGAAGAACGUCUUCGCCACUAAAGAAAGUUCAAGUCGGGCGUCCAGGAAAACGGUCAGGCAUGGUUCUUAUCCGGAAUAUCAAUUAUAUUACAGGGUCACAGGAUCAACCUGCUGGUGGAAACAAAAGCAGGAGCACGGAAAACGAAUCCGAUGAGAGCAGUGAGUUUGAAACUAGCAGUGAGAUAGAUCAAGGGGGGAAGCAACAUUAUAGCGAAGAACGUCCGAGUCGAAACAAAAAGAAAACGAGGCGCCACAAAUCUGUUCCUGUGGUAACGGAGAUCUCGUCUGAAGGCUCCCAUGCAUCAGCAAACGGAAAGGAUACGAUUGAUGAUACUUACUUCUCGGUACCAGGGAGAGGCGGCCUUCAAUCUGGGGGAAAUGCGUAUGCUUUUGACUCGGAAGCACUCCCACAACAGCACGACAGGAGACGUUCAGAGUUUACUUCCGAUGACUCAUAUAUGCUUAAUGGUGACGGAAGAGCUCAUGGGAGAAAGACAGGUUCCCAGUAUGGUGCUGAAGAUCAGAUGAAAUCUAGUAAUCUAGCGUCCAAGGAUGGACUGGUGCUGCCUGGGAGGAAUCAGGCCGGGCAUUUCGUCUCUAGCAAUUACGACUCAGAACUGUCUUUCAGGAAAGCAGGCCAACACGAUGGUAACUUGGACGAUUCCUUCAUCAUUCCCCAGCGUUCUGGUUUCUCGGAUUCAGCACAUCCGAUAGACGAGUCUUAUCAGCAUCAAAAUCGACAGGACGAUUCCAAGGAUAUGAGUUCAGAUGCAGUACUACAGGAUCUUUUUAUCGUCCCUUCUCGACCUGCUCUUGAUACCUCAGAGGUGACAAGACGGACCUUGGAGCUCGAAAUGCCGGCAGACCAGCUUUACGUAGAGACAAAAGAAAAGCCUGAAAGUCCAAAGUUCGAGCCGGAGGAUAUAUGGAUGCUGCCAGAGAGAUCGGUGGGGAAGGAGUCACUUGAGAAGCGAUGGAGCGACGUCAACGUUGAAAUGGAGGCAAUGUCGGCCAUGCAACCGAAACCUGAGCCUGCACCAGAAGAGGAAGUCGAGGAGAAAUUUUACGAGCAAUACCAUGAACAGCGAGACGCUAAGUUGACGAAGGAGGCUGGGCCGAAGAAGGCAGAGAGAGAAGCAAGACUGAAGUCGCUGCAAGACACGCUAGACAAACGAAAGGCCGAAUUGUCUUCUCGGUUCAAGGCAACAAGAUCAUCAAUUCUGAAGACAAAAAGAGAGAAGGAGGAGGCAGAGAGGAAACGUCUCGAAGAAAUUGCGGCUGAACGUCGCAAUCGAAUUGCUGCACGAACCGGAGGCACUUCAACACCAAAAUCUCAGCCGGCCGUGUCCAAAGUGAGUAGAACCAGUACUUCUAGCAAGCCCCCGACCAGAGCAUUGAGUUCGACGACAACAAACAAGAGUUCUUCAGUAAAAAAGCCAACGUCAAGCAGCAAUCCGCUCAGCCGAUCCGUCCCUUCCCUUGCAGACGUUCGCAAGGAAAACGCAAAGCCGCCGGCUGUCCGACAGCAGGGAGCAACUGGAAAAGCAGGAGAAUCAUCCUCUACUAAGAAGCCAAUGCCUGUGAUGAGGAAAAGCGUAGCGUCAGUGCGAGAACUGGUAAAACCGGAGACACAGAAGGCUUCCUCAAACCGGGCAGGAGCUUCUCUCUCACAAGCAGACUCUCGGUCGGCCUCGUCCAGGAGUCUCAAGGGAGUCCCAUCGACUCCAGCUCUGGCAGCCUCUAGCCAGGAGAAAGCCAAAGUUUCAGGUAAUGCUCCCCCGGGGGUGACGAGUUCCAUUGCAUUGAAUCCUAACGAGUCGUCGUCCUCUUCUCACCUGCAGCAAGUAAGUACUAAGAGUGCCGAAAGAGUAGCGUCUCCAGGGCUCAGCGCCGAGACUCUGGAAAAGGCCGAUGAGCUCCACUACGGCAGCAGUGGUAUCUCCCUCGAAGUCCCACAGAUCGAGGCCGUUAGCUUUGAGCAAGCGAAAGAUAUCCCGGAAGUGAAAAUGGUGGCGAACUCUCGCCACGCAAAAGAUGACGAUAGCAGCGCUCCGGCGGUGGAACCCGCCGGAGACAAAGGCAGCAGCAGGGAAACGCUAAACCCAGUCCAACCGACACAAGUGACACAGAUCAGAGACGCAAAAGAAGUUAACAGCAGCGAAGCUGUGGAAGCAGUGGAAGCGCAGAUCAAGGUUUCACAGAUCAGAGACGCUAGCUCUCGGCAAACAAAAGAAGUUGGCAGUGGCGAAGCAGCGGAAGCAGUGGAAGCGCAGAUCAAAGUCGCGAGCUCGCAGGUGGAACCAGUUUCGCAGAUCAAAGCCGCUAGCUCGCAAGAUGGAGACGAGAUCGAAGCUGCGAGCUCGAAAGUGGGAGACGUUUCGCAGAUCAAGGCCGCGAGCUCGAGAGUGGUGGAACCGGUUUCGCAGAUGAAAGUGGCUACCUCGCAGCAGGAGAUCAAGGCCGCGAGCUUCCAGCCGCGAGUGGAAGGCAUGGUAGCAGCGAAACCAAUCCCUCCGGAUGUGGAAGUGAUCUACGUCCCGCACAAGAUCAAGAACAAGGACUCCGGCUUGAAGAAGCUGCUGAAAAUCGGCCGGAGCUUGGUCAGGAACUAGGACGCAGGGUUUUCUCGUAGAGAAUGUGAGCUUCUUUCCUUCUAUACUCGUAAUAUUUCUAUCUUGUUGCCUAAUUAUAUAUAGAUUUGAAUGGAGCA
Selaginella moellendorffii is the source of this 4226-nucleotide messenger RNA. Its product is annotated as COP1-interacting protein 7. The coding region runs from base 283 to 4128 and encodes 1281 amino acids. The transcript is spliced from 9 exons. The record is from RefSeq and is a predicted model, not a curated record. NCBI's taxonomy places the organism in Eukaryota, Viridiplantae, Streptophyta, Lycopodiopsida, Selaginellales, Selaginellaceae.